UCGGGAAACCUGCUGGAGAGGUGAGUCCUAUUCCUCUUUGCUCUCCUCCCCGUGGACAACAUGGCGAACUGAACACUCAUCACCUGCGCUUUUUUCACGGCUCUGUAGUUUCAUUGCUGGACUGUAGGCUCGUGCACAGCUCCUGAGUGUAAAAAAAAAAUCAACCUAGAUUUCCGGUGUGUGUUCUGAGGUCGGACCGCGCGUCUCGAUGAAACCUUUGGCGGAAUCAUGUAACGAGCAUCAAAAGAAAAGCCCCGGGGAGAUGAUGAUGGCGAGUCAGGCGGUACCUGCUGGAAACACCGGAGAGGGUCAAACCCAGAUGAAUGGGUUCUCUGUGCCUCAUGGUGUGAGCAGUCCUGUUCCACAGUCCCAACUUGCGUCUAGCCCGUCCUCGCCUGUCCAUCAAGCACCGGUCAACCUUCCUAGAGGGCAGUGGGGCGGCAAGUAUGAGUUUCUGCUUUCCUGCAUCGGCUAUUGCGUGGGCCUGGGAAACGUCUGGAGAUUCCCUUACCUUUGCUACCGGAAUGGUGGAGGUGUGUUUCUCAUCCCUUACUUCAUCAUGCUCUUCUUCACGGGUAUGCCACUCUUCCUCAUGGAGCUUAGCUUGGGUCAGUACGGAGCUGCAGGCCCCAUCACCGUCUGGAAGUGCUGCCCGCUGCUUAAAGGGAUUGGUAUCGGGAUGUUGUGUGUGUCCACUCUGGUGUGUCUUUACUACAAUGUCAUCAUCGCUUGGACGUUUUAUUACCUGGGAAGUUCCUUCCAGAGCCCGCUGCCAUGGUCCUGUAAUGCUAUUGCUAAUGCUCCGCUGUGUAGGAACAACACCAAUGUCACACACUCCCUUAGCGCACCUGAGGUCUUCUGGAAUGAACGUGUCUUGGGUGUGGUCAACAGUCAGGGCCUGCAUGACCCCGGGCCAGUGAGAUGGCAGCUUGCUUUGUGUUUACUUGCUGCUUGGGUCAUCAUUUUCCUCUGCAUGCUAAAGGGCAUUCACAGCUCUGGCAAGGUGGUCUAUGUGACAGCCACGUUUCCCUACUUCGUGCUGAUUGUUCUGAUCAUCAGAGGUGCCACUUUAGAGGGCUCACUCCAAGGUGUAGCCUUUUACCUCACUCCGGUCUGGGAGCGGCUGGCUAACGCACAGGUGUGGAAUGAUGCUGCCUCACAGAUCUUCUACUCACUGGGCAUUGGAGUAGGAGGCCUUCUUUCUAUGGCUUCCUACAAUAAAUUUGACAAUAAUGUCAUCAGGGACACUCUAGUCAUCACUAUAGGCAACUGUGCCACCAGCUUUUUUGCAGGCUUUGCUAUCUUUUCCAUCCUGGGUCACAUGGCCUGGAGGAAGGGUGUGCCUGUGGAACAGGUUGCAGAUACAGGUCCAGGCCUGGCAUUUGUAGCUUAUCCAGAAGCUCUGGCUCUUCUGCCUGGUUCAGUUUUCUGGGCCGUUCUGUUUUUCCUCAUGCUCUUUAUGCUAGGAGUGGACACACUGUUUGGUAAUAUGGAAGGUAUUACCACAGCUGUACUGGAUGAAUUUCCUCAGCUCAGAGCCAAUAUGAAGCAGAAGACCAUUUUCCUGGCCAUCCUCUGCUUCGGCUUUUACCUGAUGGGCCUGUUACUGGUAACUGAUGGAGGGAUUUACUGGUUCACCCUCAUAGACUCAUUCAGCACCAGUUUCGGUCUCAUCAUCAUCACUCUGUUCAUGUGUCUGGGCAUGUCAUUCUUCUAUGGAGUGAACCAAUUCUGCCAGGACAUUGUGGAUAUGAUCUGUCCCUGCCCGUCCUGGUGCACCAAACUGCUGCUCUACUUCAAAGCAUGCUGGGUUUUCUGCACACCCUUCCUGUUACUGUUCAUCCUGACCUACAUCUUUAUUGAGAUGUACCGAACGUCCCUGCAUUAUGGCUCAUAUCAGUACCCCACAUGGGGCAAAGGGCUGGGGGUGUGUAUGGGCCUCUUCUGCUGCCUGCAAAUCCCCAUCUGGGCCAUUGUGGCUGUCUGGAAGGAGUCUGGCACUAUGAUGGAACGCUUCCAGAAAGCCAUCCGACCGCUGAACUCCUGGCGAGUCAACAACCAGGGCAAUGGCACUCAGGAGCAGCGCACAGAGCCUGAGAGAGUGGAAGGACCCUACACCGUGAACCUGACCGAUAUGGACUUCACUGCGAUGGCCUGGGACGCGAGUGACGCAUAAACAAUGUGCCAGUGUGAGAAGGCUGAACUUCUUCCUGUUAAAGGAUAAGCCUUAUCUAUGGACAUGUGAGGAAGCUCACACUGCGGAGACUAAAAAUAUGUUCUCAUUAAAUGCACUAAAUGUUUCUUAGUGCAUUGACGGUGCCUAUUUCCUUAAAGGAACACGACGAAACUGGAAAUAAUAAUAAAGUGACAGUUUUCUAUAAAGGGCGUGAGAAAUGCCCAUUGGUUCAUAUUUCCAACCACACACUCUGUUCAGAAAGCAGUAAGCACUUCCCCAAUGGGGAUUUUUCUUUUUGUAUAACAACAAAUGACACAAGACAGUUUUUAAUGAUCAUUUUAUUAAAAUAUUUAAUGGAGUCAUAUGUUACGAAGGUGAGACAUCCAAGUGUCUUCAACCUGCCAUUGACAAUUGAGACCUACCCCUAGGCCUGGAGUCUACUUCAGCCUGCUCUCUGGGAGAGAUAGAGGGUUUUACCCUUAUGUUCAUGCUAGCAAGUUGCUCAUGUUGCUUGUAGUUUGUCUGUAGUAGCGACUGCCCUUUGGACAAGCACAGUCCAGCAGUAUUUUUUUAAGCUCUAACAAGAAACAGUAAUAGCCAAAAUGUAUAACCUAGAGCUGACUCUACGAUGUAAACCCAUCACUUUUGCUUUUGAUGCACGUUACCUGCUGAAGCUCAAACUAGCUGGCUAAACUGUACUAGCUUUCUUUCGGUCACCAGAGUCACCGAUGAUCUUUGAUACUUCCUUCCAAACUGUUUGUUUUAGUUUCUUAAAAUCUCAUUUAAAGAGAUGACAGGAUCAGUUGAAACAAUGGAUAUACACCGAUCAGGCGUAACAUUAUGACCACUGAGAGGUGACAUGAAUAAGACUGAGCAUCUCCUCAUCAUGGCACCUGUUAGUGGGUGGGAUAUAUUAGGCAGCAAGUCAACAUUUUGUCCUCAAAGUUGAUGUGUUAGAAGCAGGAAAAAUGGACAAGCGAAAAAGAUGAUGGCUAGACCACCGGAUCAGAGCAUCUCCAAAACUUGCAGCUCUUGAGGGGUGUUCUCGGUCUGCAGUGGUCAGUAUCUAUCAAAAGUGGUCCAAGGAAGGAACAGUGGUGAACCGGAGACAGGGUCAUGGGUGGCCGAGGCUCAUUGAUGCACGUGGGGAGAGAAGGCUGGCCUGUGUGAUCCGAUCCAACAGACAAGCUACUGUUGCUCAAAUUGCUGAAGAAGUUAAUGCUGGUUCUGAUAGAAAGGUGUCAUCGCAGUUUGUUGUGUUUUGGCAGCAAAAGAGGGGACUGACACAAUAUUAGGCAGGUGGUCAUAAAGUUAUGCCUGAUCGGUGUACAUUUCUGCACGUCAAAGUGAGAAUUAAUGUCCUGAAUGCAAAACUCUCGCUUCAUUGUGUCAUCCUUAAUUAUUAUACAAUUUUGAAAAUUUUAGUUGUCUAGCCUUCGCCUUUGUGCUUCAUUAGUGUGAACAUAAGGUUAUUUCUCUCUUCCUUUGUGGGUCAGAGCAACGCUAAUAGAACAGCGAGCUGCAGUCUGUACAUGCUCACAGUGUGUGUUCCACUGCCAUGGUGUUGAUGUGGCUGGAGAUAUGAAAAGAAGCAUGUGUUGUUAAUCUUCCCGGACUCAUACGACAGCCUGCUUAUGGUGGAAAAUGAUACUAACAGGGAAAAGGAGUCAUGAAUCCGAAAGGAAAUAUUGCUUUAAGAUUUGCAAUAUAAUAGAGCUUAAGAGCAGUAUUUCACACUAAAAUUACAUCGCAUCAAUAUCUCUAAAGAAUUCAAACUUCUAGGCGUGGAAAACCAUCCUGUAUUUUAAUUCAAACUAAUGCAAAAUAUAGAGAUUUUAGUGGAUUUUUUUUAUAUUAUCUAACUACUGUAACUAAAUGUAUGCCUGUUAUGAAUUUUUUGUUUUUGACAUUUCAGGUAAUUUAUUUCACUUCUAUUUAAAACAUUUUGAAUAAAAUUGUAAUUGUAAAAAAAAAUAAAAAAAAUUACAUAAGAAACACCUCUGUGUUGAGUCCAACACCAAGUUCAUGCAUGGUGUAAGACGGUGUUAAAGGAGAUUAUAUGACCAGUAUUUAUUCCAUGUCACUGUUUGUUAGCUGAGAUCUACUUCAGAUUCAGGUUCAGGUUCAUGAUGUUCAUGAUUAAAUCUAAAUAACCUGUGGCUCAGGGCUACAGCACACAUCCAGAGAGCAGAGUUGUGGGGAAAAGAAACAAACCAGUUUGUAAAUGAAACGCUAAAACACUGGGAAGUGUGACAUGAGUUCACAUCCUCAUCAUGAGAUACUUCAGCUUUCCCACAGACACGAUGUUUAUGAUAUGUUUACUCCGAACCCUGGGUAACGUCUAAACUCGGCUCAGCCUGCGAGCCUCGCCUUUGGAAAACUCUCUGGAUUUACGAGGAGCCACACAGAGCAGAGCGCUGCCUUAAAGUGUGCUAUUACAUCAGACUCCAUGCAAACAAGCCGUCACAGUGAGCAGAGUGCACUUUGCCUCUGGCAUUUCUGGGGCCCUGAUUCCUUCAUGCCACCGUCAGACAGGAAAGAUUUCCAUUCAGCUACAGAGUAAUGACCAUGUUCCAUUAAACCAAGACUGAUCAGGCAUAACAUUAUGACCACAUGCCUACGAUUGUGUCGGUCCCCCUUUUGCUGCCAAAACAGCCCUGAGUUGUUGAGGCAUGGACUCCACCAAGAUGUUAGUCCUGUAAAAAACUUACAGGACAUAAAGGAAACUUUUGUAAAGAUACUGACCACUGCAGACCGGGAACACCCCACAAGAGCUGCAGUUUUGGAGAUGCUCUGAUCCAGUGGUCUAGCCAUCACAAUUUGGCCCUUUUGGUCAAACUCACUCAAAUCCUUACACUUGUCCAUUUUUCCUGCUUCUAACAUCAACUUUGAGGACAAAAUGUUGACUUGCUGCCUAAUAUAUCCCACCCACUAACAGGUGCCAUGAUGAGGAGAUCAUCAGUCUUAUUCACUUCACCUCUCAGUGGUCAUAAUGUUAUGCCUGAUCUGUGUGUAUAUGCUCAUGUUAUUUUCCAGAAGGGUCUGAGAUCUAAUCCUGCAUGGUACUGUUGUUUUCACAUUUCACGAUGCUAUAAAUAUUUGUAGAACAUAAUAUGUACACUAGAAUAUACUGCCACUAAC
Messenger RNA from Hemibagrus wyckioides, 5317 nucleotides. RefSeq names its product solute carrier family 6 member 7 (gene slc6a7). Gene Ontology annotation, cellular component: membrane. The transcript has 15 exons. Gene Ontology annotation, biological process: sodium ion transmembrane transport. The record is from RefSeq and is a predicted model, not a curated record. Lineage: Eukaryota; Metazoa; Chordata; Actinopteri; Siluriformes; Bagridae. The coding region runs from base 209 to 2176 and encodes 655 amino acids. Gene Ontology annotation, molecular function: L-proline transmembrane transporter activity.